GUCACGUAGAGCUUUGCGCAUGCGUAGCUCAUUUUAUGCUGUGAAUUACACAGGUAUCUGAAGUGCAGUAGUCGCUUGUCUCUUGAGUUAAAAUGCCAUCAAUCAUCACAGCCGAAUCAGUCAUGGGAGACGGGAGCAGUGUUCAGAACCAAAUGGGUCAGUGUGCACCGCUGCUGUCUCCUGUUAUCGGCAGUUUUAUUGUGAUUGCUGGAGAUGGCACCAGUGUUGGCACAGUUAUUAGGCUGCAGUGCCCCUCAAGACAUCGUGUGGUCAGUGGCAGUCAGAUGUCCUGUGUGUGGAGCAGUAAUAACACACACUGGAGUGGUGGAAUACCCGAAUGUAAACCUCUGACUCGGUUGGAGGAUAAGGGGUUCCAGUUGGCUCUUCUUUUGUCUUUCAUCAGCAUAGUCAUCAUUAUUUUCAUGAGCAUCAUUUACAUCACUUCCUGUUUGGUGAGGCAUGUGAGACAUGAGGAGAGGAGGAAGAUGGAGAGGAUGAGAAAAAGGGAGGAAGCAACGUUUUGGCAACAAAUGGAUGGUGAUGGUCUGGAUCUUACCGGAGAGGUUUUUCACAGCCAGAAAAUCAGAAAUAACAACAACAACAACAACAACAAUAGCAUCAGGGAAGAGAGACAACACAUGGAAACUACCAUAACAACAGACAACCAAAUAUUUUCUCAUGAUGAUCUGGUGCCAUCUGCAGGAAACUGCCUAUAUUCAAUACAUUCAGCCCUCUCACUGAGAACACCACUUUCCAUAGACAACCAAACAGACAUCAAUUAUCUCUCUCCUUUAAAAACUAUCCUCUCAACUCAGUGAAAAGACACUUUUUUGUUUCCUAAAGAAGACACACUCUGAGAUAGACAACACUUACAGUGCACAUGUCCAAGUUCUAAAGACUAUGAUUGAAUUAUGCAAACUGGAACUUGUCAUGAGACAAGUAUUCAACUGAGAAACAUUUUUAUAUGUUUUGAAAAUUGAAAAUAUGUGUCGUUUAGCCUAUCUGUCUUAUUGUACUUUUGUUCAUGCUGUGAUCUAAACCACAAGCGGGUGUAGUGAAAACCCAGUGUCUAAAACAGUAUUUAUUGUUCAGUUAAAUUUAUUUUCACAAUGUGGAUUGUUGCUACAGAAGAAAACAUUUGAGCACAAAACAGCAAAAGGGAUAUAGAAUAAUAUAUUUUGUGAAUUGUGUAUAUUUGAAAUAAGUUAUGCAUUAAAGUACACAAUAAAUGUUUUAAAUUGUAUAUCUUACUGUUAUCUAUGACCCUUUAAUGCAAUAAAUUGUAUAGUUUGUACAGUAGAAUAAUAGCAUUAGCUAAUAG
Misgurnus anguillicaudatus (oriental weatherfish) is the source of this 1321-nucleotide messenger RNA. RefSeq names its product sushi domain containing 3 (gene susd3). NCBI's taxonomy places the organism in Eukaryota, Metazoa, Chordata, Actinopteri, Cypriniformes, Cobitidae. The record is from RefSeq and is a predicted model, not a curated record. Gene Ontology annotation, cellular component: plasma membrane.